GGGCCGCGCGGCGGAUUUGAACGCGGCCGCCGCGCCCUAGCCCGGCCCGGCCACAGCGGCAGCGGCAGUGCUCGGCACGGCGCUGAGGGGUCCGGGCUGAGGGCACGGCCGCGCUCAGGGCACCGCACUCAGGGCACGGCUGCGCUCCCUCUCCGGCACCGCUCUCAGGGCACGGUCGCGGGGCCCGGGGCGGCCCAGCCGGACCGCUCGGCCGCAAUGGUAAUGCCCGUUCCGGUUUCUGGGUGUUAGGGACGGCUCCACAGGGAGUUCGGGCUGUUUCGGUGUGAGCGACAGGUUUAAAACAUCCUUGUAGACACUCAUCUAUAGCAAAUGCAGAAAGUACUGAAGACACUCUGAGGCUGCUUUUGGAGACAAAGACUCAUAUUUGCGAUAACAUUCCUUUAUGUUGGCAUAAUGUACAAGGAAAAUAAGGGCUUCGUGAAGGCGUGACAUGCAUAAGCACUUUUAACCUCUUAUCUUCAUAGUUGCUCUGUCACAGUGAGGCAAGUCUGGUUUAGUUGGAAGAGUUUAUUCUAGGAACUUGGUCUUUAAGAAGAUACAAAAGAGUUUGCACAGCUUGUAGGGAGGUGAAGACCUGCAUAUCCCUUUGGCAUAGUUAUAUUUGUUUUUCUCUUGAUUAUAUCGAUUUUCUAGUCUGAACAAUGGUUACUUUCCAGCAAAAAAUUUUACACUUGGUCAAGUGUUUCAGAAGACAAUGGCCUUUAUUUUCCAACUCUGAAAGGACUACUGUAUGUGGAGCAGACUGCAUGUUGAUGGCGUUACAACUGUCCAUGGCUGAAGUCAAUAAACAGCACCAUGGAGACUUCACAGUAUCACUUAGUGAUGUGUUGGAAUCAUGGAACUAUUUGUUACAUGACAAACUGGGAUUGUAUGAAAACAUGAAAGAACCUGAAAAUUAUGCUGAUGUGAAAAAAGCCUAUCAUGCCUUCUUAGCAAGAAGCAAUAUGUUAGAUUUAAUAGACAUAUAUCAGAAGUGCUGUAGUCUUGGACUUUUAUCUGAGGAUGAAAGCAUAUACCCUGUUCAAAUGUUGGAAUUUAUUUCUGGUGUAAUGAAUGCACAAGAAAAUAAUGGUUCUGUUCUUUCCACUCCUACACGAAUCAACAGACAGGGCCAGGAGCAUGUGAAGGUGGCAGUCCUGGCAAAGAAGUCUGUCUGUUCAUAUUUAAGCCUUUUGGUGAAUUCUAAGGAUGAUCUGGCAUUGGCUCAUAUUUUAAAUGUUCCUGACAGAGGACUUGGUAGAGAAGCCUUCACUAACCUCAAACAUGCCUCACAGGAGAGAAAAAUGUCAAUUUUUCUGAUGGCAACAUCUUUUAUCCGGACCAUAGAACUUGGAGGAAGAGAUUCUGCAUCUUCUUUGUAUGAUCCUUUAAGAGCCCAUGUAAAAGGGCUUUCCAACUUUGUGAAUUUUAUUGACAAGCUGCAAGAAAUUGUUGGUGAGAUCUUAAAUACAAGAAUUGCAGGGGGGCGAAUUCUGUCAACAGUGAAGAUGCAUUUGAUAAAAGGCCGAAGCAAUGGGGAUCCUUUCUGUCAGGCAGUAGAGGAAGCUGUACAAGACUUGGAUUUGAAGAUUAAAAAUAUUAUCGAUUCACAACAGGAAACCUCGACUGCUAGCACUACUGGAGUCAGUCCAGCACGGCCAAAAUUGCAUUCCAUAAAUCAUGGCACUGCAUACUGUGGCAGAGAUACUGUAAAAGUGUUGCUAGUUCUUCUGGAUGAAGAAGCUGUCAGUCCUCCUACCCAGAACAAAGCAGAUCUGUUGUGCGACAAUGAAAGCUUAAAUUUGUGUGGCAUCACCUCUGUUUUGACACUCUUCAGAUCUCCUGCACGAUCCAGUGGCUCUUCUCCAAAACCUCUUAGACAACGUAUUCUGAAAUCUAUGGAUGCAAAAGUAAUUAAGAUGAAGCAAUCUUCAAUUAAAUCCCAGUUUGCCUGUACGUAUAAAAAUGAUUUGAGUGAAAUGAGUGGUCAGCAUUCCCAUGCAAUUCCAACCUGCAAACAUCCUGUACCAAAGCAACAUUUAAAAGAUGGAAAACCCACAGAAGGUCCAAAUUCAUGUCUUGACGUACCAGGGCUUGGAACUAUUUCUGAAAGUGUUCACCAGACUAGAAGUUAUACAGAAAUGGGAAAGCUGAGUUGUCAGCCAAGGAACAAGAACUCUGAGAAUGAACAGAUGGAUUUGAAUAAUGACAAAAUAAUCUGUGACAAGGAAAGUGAACCAUCUUUGCAAAAAAAUACUAAAAGACUUAAGACUUCAAGCAGCUCUAAGAAGGAAUUGGACAGCAAAAUUGGUGGAAAAAGAAAACAGACCAAAACUGCAAGUAAGAAUAAAUUGAUUGCUGGUCAGGCAAAAUUAACUCGCUUUUUUCAACUCUAAGUUUUUGUUUUCACAUACAUGUAUGUUGACAGAUGUAAAAUUUUGCAAGAAAACAGGUGAAAUUUAUGAAUUACUUCCUUUCAUAUGCAAAUAAGUGAAAGUAGCUUGUAUAUUAUAGUAGACAAUUACUUACAAGUCUGGAUUAUGCUGAAGUAUUUUAUUUUUUAAUAACAGUACAUUAAUAAUUACACUGUUCUUUUUGGUAAUGAAUUAUGUAUCCCUCUACAAGGCAAUGGAAAAUUAUUUUUGGAUGUGUAUGUACAGUUACACUAACACUCAGUAACUUCAAAUUACAUUAAAUUCAGAAUAAAAUGUUUAAUCUUCAGAGAAGGUGGUGGAGAUGAGUAGUUUUCACACGUGCCAACAAGGUCGGUAGACUCUUCCCAGCAUACACCUGAGGACUACAGGAGAAAAAAAGAGCUUGAAAGUUUAAAUCAUCAAAGAACCACAAUUCUUAUGGCUUCUGGAAAUAUUAAUUUAACAAAUGCUCCCUCCCCCGUGCACCAAAUCAUAACAGUCAUGGAGUCUCUAAAUGAACCUUUAUCAAAUUGCUAUAUUGACAUUGCACUGUACUUUACCAGAAUGAAAUAAUUUUCCAUGUAAAAAUAAAAUAUAUUUACUGUCAAAAUCUCUUCUUCCAAUGGGGAAUUUAGCUGAAUUUUCUUCAUCUGUGGUCUCUCUUUCCUGUAUUGACUCAAUAUUUUGAAUUUCAGUGUCAGCUGGAAAAGCCAUGGCUCCCUUCAGUGCAGGAUAAGGUAGUUGCUUUCUACCUAAGUUGAUUGGCAUAACAUGAUUGAAGAAAUCAUGCCUGGAACCUCUGUCCUGUUUUGAGGGAAGACAAGAGGUUUAUCUUUAAAGUCAGUUGUAUCACAUUUUGUUCCUUAUAUUCCAACAGUGCAGUUAUUUUAUGUUUCAAAAUCAUACCUUAAUAGUAAUGACCUGUAUUGCAUCUUUGGCCAAAAUUGUUUAAUGGACAUAAUUAAAUAAUGAGUCCCAUGUUUGGCAAAGUUAAAAACCUGUUGCUGCAUAUAGGGACAUCAUCAAAUAUAAAUAAAGGUUUCUUCUUACCCCCAACCCCCAUCCUCCAAGUUUUGCCUACUGUCUGUGAAAAUCAGAUUUAAUUCAACUAUCCAAGUUACACAUUUAGAAUCUUGGCAUUAGAUAUAUAGAGUUGAAUUUUUUUUCUUGACUAUGUUAUGUUGAACUGGUAUUUUUAUGUAUUUACCUGGUUAUUGCUUUAAAUUGUUGCACUUGUUUUCUAAAGGUGUAUAAAUGAAUUUCAAUUUUACAAUUAAGCCAAAAUUUAAAACUGAACUCACCAAAAACUUUGUGUUUCCAGCAUUCUUAUCAUUGAAAACACCACUGUCUUCAGUCUUGUAGUACUUCAGCAAAGGUAUAGCUCCUCUGUUCAUACUUUUAUCUCCAUUUUGUAGAGUUUUUCCUAGAUUUAAUGCAGCAAGCAACAUAUCUUCAUCUUCUACCUCUUGCAGAGACUUUGAAACUGAGAGUAGAAAACCUUGAGAAAAAAGAGAGAGAAGGGAGAGAAUUAGGAUAUAUGAUGAGAUGCACAUUUUUUUAGUCAUUUAAUGCUUGCAUAGAGGUUUGGCACUUGUCAAAUUCUAAGAAAUCUUUUCCAGUGGUAAAUAAUUAUGUUUUCCAUUUCUGGAAUGGCACACUUUAUAUAUUUUACAGGUUGAAUGGAAACUACUUCAAUGGCUGAUGAGUUCAUGCUUUUAAAAUGACUCAUAUCAAGGAGUGACCUUUUCUAUAAUCCUUCUAAUCCCAUCUGUUUAGAACCAAAACAUUUCUUUGUCAUACCUAAUUUGUUUCUUUGUAUGUUUUUAGAACAGAUUAGUUUCUUUUGGUGGAUCAAUAUAGCAAAGUUCACAGAAAAAGUGAUGUCCAUUUGUGUUGUUUAUAAAGCCUUACCUCUGGUUAAGGCAAUUUAAGAAGAGGAACUAAUCUACAUAAGUAAGAGGGAUUGUUGUAUGAUGCCUCGUAGUUGUGAAACUGGAUUCACAAAAGAGCUGAAAUUCUGGAAAUUUGAUGAUGGCUUAGACUGUUACCAUGUUAAAGCUGAAAUAAUUAAUUUGUAUUUUGAUGUCUAUUAUGUCAGGUUGCAUUAUACCAAAGAGCUAAUGGCUAGAAAUGUCUAUUAGUACCUUAUUACUAUGUUAACUAUAUUAACUAUGUUUGUGUUUUCUUACUGAAAGGGGAUUUUUCUCUGCUACAAAUACAACAUAGUCAAAUAUGCUUGCUAAGAAUGUAGAAAGAAAAGUAAACUUCAGUUUUUCAUUUAAAAUGUCUUUGAAAUGUACUUAUUACCCCGUGGAAGGAAAUAUAAAAGUUUCUGCAUACUACUGUUGCAUUGCUGUCGUGUGGUGCUGGUUUUUGUUGUUGUUGUUGGCUGUUUUUAUUUGGUUUGGGGUUUUCUGCCUUAUCUGGAAAGCAAAUAGGGCCAGCUGAAAUUUAACUAAUCUCUUAAUGUCAGUGAUAGAAACCACACAUCCAUUGGCUGUGUGCCUCUUAGCUAGUGCUUCAUGUUUUAUCCUUUAGCUUAGAGCAGGGACCAUGCUGCUAUUCGAGGCAAAGCACUAGGAAAUUUGCCACUGUUCCCUUCUAAACUUCCUGGAAAAACACCUGCCUUGCCAAAGUAACUUCUUGGUAAGACAUUUCAUGAGAAAAUAUGUCAUGCUGGACUAAGCAGAUUUUGACUAAGAAACAUUUUUGGUGUACCCUCUUUUCUCCAAAUGAGAAAAGUGCAUUUCUGGGCAAAGCAUCUCUCACAAACAGAAUUGUUUCUUCUCAUUGUUUUAAUUUCCUUGCUGUAGAGUCUGUACUUGCCUUUGGCUAAUUGAAGUGUUUUCUUUCCAUUGACUUUAACUGUCUGGCUACAGAGGAGACACAUUUGAGAGUUGAUUGUAUGUGGUUUAAUACUUAUCAUCCAAUAAUUUUUAUUUUUCCCUCACAUUAAGUGAGGGAAAAUUUGUACAAUUUUGUUCAAUUAAUAAAGCAAAAGCUCUGUAUGCUCUCUUGCAGGUACUUUUCAUUUAGCUCAGCCUCGACAGAACAGGAGUGCUCUGGAGCUGUGUUGGCAGCAAGCUGUUCUUUUUCCUAUGUUGGUCUACCAAUUAAGAGUUGGAAAACAAGCUAUCAACCCAGUAAUUGGGUAGGUGGCAGGAGCUUCUGCUCCUCUUAAGCUCUGGCACCCCCAGGUGUGCAGCAUCUCACACGGGGCUCACUUUCUAAUGCUUCUGUCAUUUAAUACAAAGCACAGCUCCAAGGAGUACAACAGACCUGGAUCAUUCCCUUUAUCUGUCUACAGUGUCUGGCUGGUUUUCUACUGUGAGACACAAGCUGAUGUCAGCUGAUGUCAAUGUUUGUCAAGGCAAACUUAUGGUACUUGCCGCAGGAUCUUCUACUGCUUCCUGAAGUAGUUGUUAAUUUUUAAGGUUUGUUGAAGAUCCAAGGUGAUUGUGAGUGAUAAUGAGUAGAAACUUCUAACUAGGCUGCCAAGAAAUCCAGAGCACAUGUCUGUAGAUUCAAUGACUUAUCAACUGCUCUGAACAGGCAGAAAACAUUUGUACACCUGCAGAUAUGCAAUGUGCAUGUUGUGGAAAGCUCUUCAUAAUGCCUUGGGGAAUCCUAGCACUCUGACAUCUACACUUUUAUUCCUUCCUCCUGCAACUUAGAAUUUUAGUAAAAAUGUAAAAUGUUUUAAUGCAUCACCUUCUAUGUUUUACCAUUAUUUGGACUUUAAAAAAAUUAUAAAUAGUAUUAUUAACCCAGUAGUGCUUUC
Molecule: messenger RNA, 6195 nt
Organism: Camarhynchus parvulus
Lineage: Eukaryota; Metazoa; Chordata; Aves; Passeriformes; Thraupidae
Gene: PARPBP
Product: PARP1 binding protein
Exons: 11
Coding region: 663-2396 (577 amino acids)
Biological process (GO): negative regulation of double-strand break repair via homologous recombination
Cellular component (GO): chromatin
Source: RefSeq, a predicted model, not a curated record